Astyanax mexicanus (Mexican tetra) is the source of this 891-nucleotide messenger RNA. RefSeq names its product D-aminoacyl-tRNA deacylase 2 (gene dtd2). The transcript has 3 exons. The record is from RefSeq and is a predicted model, not a curated record. The coding region runs from base 153 to 662 and encodes 169 amino acids. Gene Ontology annotation, cellular component: cytoplasm. Gene Ontology annotation, molecular function: D-tyrosyl-tRNA(Tyr) deacylase activity. NCBI's taxonomy places the organism in Eukaryota, Metazoa, Chordata, Actinopteri, Characiformes, Acestrorhamphidae. Gene Ontology annotation, biological process: tRNA metabolic process.
AAAACACGGAACCGGAUCGAGUGAGUGAGGCGGAGGAGGAUCUGCUGGGUAAAGUCCGAGGUUUUACACAGGGGUUUAUAUACAGGAGGUUUAAUAUAAAGCAGUUUUCAGCAGGUUUAGUGUAUAAAUAUAGUGUAUUUAGUAGCUGUAUCAUGUCGGCGGGGAGCGACAGCGCGGUAAAAGCUCGGGUGGUGCUUCAGCAGUGUCUGCGCGCCACCCUGCAGGUUAAACCCCCGCAGGAGGAGUCUGAAGCUCAGUGGGUUCAGAUUGACAGAGGAAUGGUGAUCUACAUCUGCUUCUUUAAAGGUGCAACUGAAGACAUCAUCCCCAAAAUGGUGAACUCCCUGCUGAACAUAAAGCUUUGUGAAACGGAUGCUGGGAAAUAUACUUCAGUCCUAGAUUUACCCGGAAAUGUUCUCAUUGUACCCCAAGCGACAUUAGGAGGAAAAUCGAAGGGUAAAUGCAUGCAGUACCACGGGAACAUCGGCAAAGAGGACGGACAGAAGCUUUACUCCAGCUUUGUCUCUCAGUGCGAGCAGGAACUGAGUUUAGCUGUUAAAUGCAGUGAAGCUGGAACAGAAGUCAAACAUGGAACAUAUGGUAACAGACAGGUUCUGAAGCUGGACACAAACGGACCCUAUACUCAUCUAAUGGAGUUUUAAUGCUGAGUGUUUCUGUGUGAUUGAUGUAUGAAUAAGGAGUGAAUGGGACAUUUAUCCUGUAUACGCUAAAAUACAUUUGUUAAUUCAAUUCAGUUCUUGGUGGAUUGGUGGAUAUGGAUUGGUGAUACUGUACAGUAAGAUUGCACUUUUCUGUUGCACAAAUCAUCUACACUCCAAAAUACAUUAAUAAAUGAGCAAAUAGUUUGGAAAAUAAAUGCACAUGAUCUUU